Molecule: messenger RNA, 1329 nt
Organism: Xylaria bambusicola
Lineage: Eukaryota; Fungi; Ascomycota; Sordariomycetes; Xylariales; Xylariaceae
Exons: 4
Coding region: 463-1269 (268 amino acids)
Biological process (GO): mycotoxin biosynthetic process
Source: RefSeq, a predicted model, not a curated record
UAUGACGAAUGGAUCUCGGCACUCAUUAGAUAGACACUUCGAAGGUGUACGAGCUCCUCUUAUACUUUUUCAAUCAGGGAUUGGCGUCCCUUGUAAUAGCCCACAACUCAUGGCUGCCACGAUCGAAUAGAUAAGCCGAAGCCAGCUGCAUCUAUAUCGUCAUUCUUGAGCAGAGAAAGUCGAAAGGUCUGCAUUCCAUAGUCUAUGACCCCAAUCUGCAACCACACUAGCAAGUAUCCAACUCGUGCGUAUCCUGCGAUGCAGCCAAGGCGCGGGGAGAGCCCGUGAUACUCUAUGAUUCGUGUCCCGGUUCUGGACUAUCCCAAAUUAUUUCGUUCUAAUGUCCUAACAAGACUACCAUCAGCAUUCAUGUCAGCCUUCCAACUUUCCAUUCUGACACCGACUUCCACUUGUUAAAACUGUAUAGCGUCUUGUAAGAAGCUGGGCCUCAUACACUCAACCAUGGGCAAAGAUAGUGGUGAUUUCGAUACUCCUCUUCUCGAAAGCAUUUGGAGUGAUGAGCAAUCAACUCGCCGGCCUUCUCUUCCCCGGCGGGAGUCAUUCUUAAAGACAAGCUUAUUCUUUCUCGUGCAUCUCAUUCACUUCGCUCUACUAUCUUAUAUUGCUGUACUGGGUACUUUGUAUAUUCGCCAGCCCCUUUGCACACCUAUUUCGGAUCCCCCAAGCUCGGUAGCAAGUGAGUAUGCAAAGCUGUUACAGAUGCCACUGGAGUUUGAAGAGAGAAGCGCUUGGCUGCCUCUUCAAGCACCAUGGGAUCAAGAGCCAUCUCCUGCCCUAGACCAGGCUUGGGCUGACCUGAUGUUUGGUCUUAAUGUGAGAGUCACAACAGAUGAGGUGGAAUCACUCGGGUUUAAUAGAACAAACCGACUUCGUGUCAACGGAGGGGACUACUUCGGCGUGGUGGGCGUGUAUCACCAAAUUCAUUGUCUGAAUUCCAUUCGUAUGAUGCUCCAUUGGGACUACUACAAAAUCCAAUUUGCGAAUUUCCCAGAGUCUGAUGAGUUGUUCACCCUUGCGCACACGGUCCAUUGUAUUGACACUCUACGUCAGUGGUUGAUGUGUCACGGCGGCGUCGAGAUUCACUUAGUCAACUGGGUGGACAGUCCUGCGGAGAGGCAGCUCGAUGGAGCGACUUCAACAACGUGUUUGAAAUGGGACAGCUUAGCGGCCUGGACUAGGCCGAGGACUCUCGUUCCAGGGACUUACACCUACCGACCUGGGCCGCUCCAGGAGAGCAGGCAAACAUGAGAGGGGGAGAACGCUGUGCCAAAAGAGAUUGAACUUUGGACUUAAGAACACCGAUCCUAG